UGUUCAAAAGUUACAGUGCGAAUUGUACAGAAUAUAUAUUAAUAAGAAAUAUAAUUUGGCAGAAUGUCGAUUCGAUCGAUUUUAUAUUUGCAAGAAAUUCAAUUUGACAGAAUAUCAAUUUAUAAGAAACACGUUUUCGUAGAACUUUAACUUGUCAGAAUUGUAAUUUUGUAGAAUAUUAAUAUUGGCAAAUCUAAUUUUGGUAGAAAUCUGCUUUAUCAGAAUGAUCACAUGUUCGAAUCCUCAAAAGUUAGAAUUCCAUUUUUACCGAAAAUGGAUUCCACAUAAAUAUUUGGCGCAAAUUUUAAAAUUCUGAUUUCUGAUUGGUCGAUUUUAAAAUUUGCGCCAAAUAUUUAUGUGGAAUCCAUUUUCGGUAAAAAUGGAAUUCUAACUUUUGAGGAUUCGAACAUGUGAUCAUUCUGAUAAAGCAGAUUUCUACCAAAAUUAGAUUUGCCAAUAUUAAUAUUCUACAAAAUUACAAUUCUGACAAGUUAAAGUUCUACGAAAACGUGUUUCUUAUAAAUUGAUAUUCUGUCAAAUUGAAUUUCUUGCAAAUAUAAAAUCGAUCGAAUCGACAUUCUGCCAAAUUAUAUUUCUUAUUAAUAUAUAUUCUGUACAAUUCGCACUGUAACUUUUGAACAAUAUGUUUUUAUUAAAUUCAAACAUUUAAUAAUUAUUUAAUCUUUUUAUUCAGUGAAUAUAUAUUUAUUCUCCAUCAUAUUUCAAUUAAAUGUCAAUUCUGAUAUUUUACGUUUCGAUCUAUUAAAAUGUAGGUUAUUGAGGAUUCGCGUAUCUGGUCAUUUCUAAAUUGUAAAUUCGGCAUAAUGAGCAUUCGAACUUAUGUUUUUGGUACAGAGAGUAGCACCCCGCUAUUCACAUGUUGCAGUCGUUGCAGUCAAAACGGUCGAUUCAAAACAAUAUUUUUUAUUGAAAGUAGAAAUAAUUUUUGUGUUAAUGACAUUAUACUUUCAUUGAAUGGAUUUUUUCUUUCGUGCUGAAAGAUGUCAUACAGUAAAUGCAAUAAAUGUAUAGUGCCGAAUUGUAAAUCUGGUUACUUGAGUUGUAAGGAAAAGGUGACUCUAUUAUCUGUACCGAAAAGUACAGAAUUAAUUAAACAGUGGCAAUCGGCAAUACCAAGGAAAGAUUUCGUAGUCAAAUAUGGACAAGUGGUCUGUCACAAACAUUUUCUUCCAGAAGAUAUUGUCAGGAAGAAGGAAGUGAAGGAUCCAUCAGGGAAAGUCAUGGCGUCGGAAGAUUUAAAAAGACCAUAUUUGAAGCCGGGCAGAAUUCCUAGUAUUUUUCCAAACUGCCCUUCUUACUUAACCAAAAAUACGAAAAAAAGAAAGUCUCCAAAAAAACGAAAUUUUGUCGAUGAAAUUAAGAACCCGAAGAGGAGAAAAAUUUUUGACAGCAGUAAAAAUCAGAUUCCAGAGGCUGAUAAUGAUUCUGAGAAUAUCCUAAAAGAUAUUAAUAAUUUAAACAAUUUAAAAAAUGAAAUUUUAGAAACUGAAACACCAGCAGAUUUUGAUCAACAUGAAAGUAAAGAAGAGCGUGAAGCUUUAUUUAAAUUGCUUUUUCAAAACAAGGACAGUUUGCUUCUUCCAGUAUCUUGGAAUCGGAGACAAUCGAACGACGGCGACUUUGAGGCAAUCGAGUUAACGAGAGUAAUAACACGUAGAGUCGCUAAUAAAUUAUUAUUUGUUCCUUCAAAACAAAUAAUUAUUUAUCAAGACUUACGUGUAGAGAUAAAGAUAAUGGGAAACAAUUUAGAUUUAAAUUCAAUUGGCUUUGAAAAAGAAUGUGUAUCUUCUACGGAAGACAUCGAAAACCUCGUAAAUCGUCUAGACGAAGCUCAAAUUCGUAUUGGUUAUGGUUCCCCGAGUUCGAAAAGAAAUUGAAAAUUCAUUUGCAUUUUAUGAUACUGAAGGUCGUUUGCGACAUGGGAAAUGUUCCCUUAUUGUUCCGAAAUCUGAAAAACCUGGAAAAUUUCUUCGCUAUCAAAGCUGCAAAACUGGCAGAAAAGUGUUGACUAAAUAAAGCCCGAGAAACCAUUACCAUGCACGAGCACAAUAAAAAGGUAUUUGUCAUUAAUGGACAACACUUUCGAUUCGAUGACAACUUUUUAAAAUAAUUUUCUGAAUCGUUCGCCAAUAAACCGGAUAAAUAUCGUCAUGGACUGUUAUCGUUUGAUGAAAUCACAAAAAAGGAUGUCCGACUGAACCAUAAAACAAUGGAAUUUUUAGGAUACGGAUUACGGGGUCAAUAAGGACAUUAAUGUCAGCGUGAAAUAAUUUACAUUACUAUUGUUACAUUAAAAAUUUCAUUUAUUAACUUUUUAAUAUAUUCAUUAUGUUUAAUACCUGUUUCUCAAAUAGUUUUACAUUUUUAAUUUAUUUUGAUGAAUUUUAAAUUUUUUAGUAUUCAAAAUUCUUCUAAAUUGAAAAAACAACUAAUAAAAUUCAAUAAUAUAGAUUUUCUUAUUAUUAGAAAUGUAAUCUGCGCCUAAUAUGUAAUAAAGUUGAAUUACUUUCUUUACAUCAUUAUAUUUAUUCAAAUCACUCCUUUUGUCGGGGGAACGUAUGUGGCACCACCUGAAAUGUACAG
Molecule: messenger RNA, 2604 nt
Organism: Leptopilina heterotoma
Lineage: Eukaryota; Metazoa; Arthropoda; Insecta; Hymenoptera; Figitidae
Exons: 4
Coding region: 1002-1898 (298 amino acids)
Source: RefSeq, a predicted model, not a curated record